AUGGACUUGGCAGGAGUUCUCUUGGCUUUUUUCCUGGUGCUGGUGCUCGUUAUUUCUCUGCUGUCCAACCUGCUGGUGCUGCUAUGCUUCAUCUACAGUACCGAGCUCCGCAAGCAAGUCCCCGGGGUCUUCCUGGUGAACUUGUCCUUCUGCAACCUGCUCCUGACAGUCUUAAACAUGCCCUUCACUUUGCUGGGGAUCCUGAGAAACCAGCCGCCCGUCGGUGACUGCAUCUGCAAAGCGGUGGGCUUCCUAGAAACUUUCCUCACCUCCAACACCAUGCUGAGCAUGGCAGCCCUCAGCAUAGACAAGUGGAUUGCCGUGGUGUUCCCCUUGAGUUACACCAGCAAGAUGCGGUACAAAGACGCCGUGCUUCUGAUGAGCUAUUCCUGGAUUCAUUCCUUGACCUUCCCUUUGGUCUCCUUGUUUUUCUCGUGGGUAGAUUAUAGCAACGUGUAUGCCUCUUGCACCUUGCACCUGGGAGAAGAGGCAGAGAGGAGGAGGUUUACCGUGUUCACCAUCGUGUUUCACGCCACCAGUUUCAUGCUGUCCCUGGUGAUACUGUGUUUCACCUACUUAAAGGUGUUUAAAGUGGCCAGGUUCCACUGCAAAAGGAUAGACAUUAUUACAAUGCAAACGCUGGUUUUGCUGGUAGAUAUCCAUCCCAGCGUCAAACAGCGUUGUCUUAAUGAGCAGAAAAGGAGGCGGCAGCGGGCUACUAAGAAAAUCAGUAUUUUUAUAGGGUCUUUCGUGAUCUGCUUUGCUCCUUACAUUAUCACCAGGUUGAUAGAACUUCUUCCUUUUGUUACCAUAAACUACUACUGGGGGAUUGUAAGCAAGUGCCUCACCUACAGUAAGGCUGCAUCAGAUCCAUUUGUUUAUUCUCUUUUACGUCAACAGUACAAGAAAGUCAUGAUCAACAUUGUCAAUAGGAUACUUAAAAGGGAUCUGUAUCCUUCAUCUGGCUACAACAGCUCUCUAGACACUGAAAAUGAUUAUUGCUUACACAGAACAUGCUAA
Mauremys mutica (yellowpond turtle) is the source of this 1020-nucleotide messenger RNA. RefSeq names its product G protein-coupled receptor 78 (gene GPR78). Gene Ontology annotation, biological process: adenylate cyclase-activating G protein-coupled receptor signaling pathway. Gene Ontology annotation, molecular function: G protein-coupled receptor activity. The record is from RefSeq and is a predicted model, not a curated record. Bases 1 to 1020 code for a protein of 339 amino acids. Lineage: Eukaryota; Metazoa; Chordata; Testudines; Geoemydidae. The transcript has 3 exons. Gene Ontology annotation, cellular component: membrane.